Messenger RNA from Vitrella brassicaformis, 956 nucleotides. Lineage: Eukaryota; Vitrellaceae. The record is from the annotation of a GenBank genome assembly.
GUCCGUCCUUUGCUUUCUACAUCUCUGUCAGGUCCGUGCUUUUGAAGUCCUUGCCCUUGCAGAACCACUGCCCUUGGAUCUCCUGUUCGGCCUCGCCGCACAUGCUCUUCGCCUCCUCAGCAGAGAUGCACUCGCCGUUAAGGGUCAGGUCCUGCUGGCGGAUAAAUUCCUCUUAAACCAGGCAAAUGGCGCUCUUGUCGUUGCACUCGUCCACCUCGAGCUCCCCCUGCUCCUCCUUCUCCAUCCACAGCUUGCACCAAUCUCUACCUGCACACACACACAGAUAGACGGCCGCCCGUCGUUCUAUCGGGGAGUCUGUCGGUUCGCGCACUACCCGACUGCUGCUUGGCCUUCUUGGCGGUAUUCAUCUGAAGGAGGAUGAGGCGGUGGGCGUUGUCGAUGGCUCCCAUGGCGGCGGCCGUCGUCUGCUGGGCGGCGGCCGUCAUCUGGUGGGCGGCGGUGAUGCUGCUGGCGACGUGGUCCAGCUGCAGCUGCACGAGCGACAUCUGCUGCUAAAAAGCCGCCAUCUUCCCCCCUGCACACAAAACACACACACACAUCCAAUGGAUGGAUGGAUGGAUGGAUGGAGAGAUGGAUGGAUGGAUGGAUGGAGAGAUGGAUGGAUGGAUGGAGAGAUGGGCGGUCUGCCUACCGUGCCCAAGAGCUUGAGCUUCCGCCGACAUCUCUGCAGCCAUAGAUCAGCCACCCAGAAUCCAUAUCGCAACAACAGCAGAAAGCCGAUGUGAGGUCCAUUCGGCGUGUAGAGGUGCUGAUGAUGUAGUGUGGUGCGGCUUACGUCGGCCAUGGGCGAGGAGAGGCUGUAUGAUGGCAGCCAGGCCAACCAACACGGCAAGGCCAGAACGACCCAUCAUCAUCGCUAGGGGUCUGCGAACGGAGUGCGCACUCAGCUGCUGAAAGAUCUCUCCCUGGACGGACGCAAAAAGCGACAAAUGCAG